Molecule: messenger RNA, 2110 nt
Organism: Cimex lectularius (bed bug)
Lineage: Eukaryota; Metazoa; Arthropoda; Insecta; Hemiptera; Cimicidae
Product: otopetrin-1-like
Exons: 12
Coding region: 120-2054 (644 amino acids)
Biological process (GO): proton transmembrane transport
Cellular component (GO): membrane
Molecular function (GO): proton channel activity
Source: RefSeq, a predicted model, not a curated record
CGACAACUCGCCAGCUUUGUGAUUACCCAAGAACUAAGAUCACAAUUGUUCAGACUUAUGCUGUCUUUAAUAGUUACGAGCACGCCUCGUCGCUCCGACUGGAAUGAAAAUGGGGGAGGAUGGUCUUGCAAUUGAAAAACAAAAAGGUGGAAGAAGAAGUCGACAAGGAAGAAAACUUUUACCUCGGCCCUCCAGAUUACACAAAAUUCGCUCCUGCUCAAAUAUCCAACUUUACGGCGAAGAGAAAGCUCUGGCUGUUCAGUAACCAUUUGGCUCAGCAGACGACCGUAUUUCCUCUUCACAAGUUCGAGAGCCAAGGGUUCUACGUCUCCAACGAAGAUGGGACCGUCAGCCUGCCUCCGGACGUUUCCCUGCAGCCGGUUCCUUCAUCGGCCAAGGACAAGGAAGAAAUGUUCAGGAGUUCUUUGACCAUCAUUCUCAGCUGUGUUUACGCCGUAUUUAUUGUAACCUUGGGCGUCGUUGUCUAUAUAGGAGAGCUGAUGUCUGGAAAAACUCCCAUGGCUGAGUUCUUCAGUAUUUAUCUCGUAAUAGUAGGUCUAGGUUAUUUGAGCUUUCUUUACAUGGACAUGAGAAAAUAUCUCAGAAUAUUAAAAAUAAGCGAGGACAUGGUUUUAAGGAAAUAUGAAUUGGCAGAAUCUCAAGAAACCGAUACCGGUGAGCCGGUCUCGAUAGUUUGGAAUUCUCUUCCCGAGCCGGACUUAGCCAUACCUCAUCAUUACUGUUUCAGCAGCGGCCGCCACUCGGGCAGCUUUUACCUGAAAGUCGGUGCCGCAGGUUUCUGCAUGGGCCAUCUGAUCCACAGCGGUCUACUGAUUUCCUACCAAGUCGCAUUUCUCAUCACAGACUCGAGCAACUUCUACAAAUGCGCCAACGUCCUGACCCUAGUUUUAGACUUGCUUUACCCGACCUAUUCAUUUUUUCAACUCUUUUUCAUCUUCAAAUACUCUAAUGUUAUAAUAAAUAGGUUUAAAAUAUUAGCAAGGUUUGCUUUAAUGCAUUGUAUCGGAUCAAGCUUGUGCUUUUGGAUUUGGACGAUAUUAAGAGAAACCGUUGACUCGCUGUAUCACAGCGAGACCGAAAACCCUAUCUCUCUUCAUCAUCUCAACACCCAUUAUAUUAUACACGACUUGAACAAUUCGUCGAACGUCAGCCUUGGAUCACUGACUUCCGAGCACUGCCGAGGGCCGAAGCAGUUUCAAAUAAUAUUCGCCACUUUUUCACCCUACUUGUACCCAUUUACAAUAGAGUACAGCAUACUUGUCGUCGGGGUGCUGUUCAUCAUCUGGCAAAACAUCGGCUCCUACAGCCACUGCACCUCGGACAGGAGCACAACUAAAGACUUCAUAUCAAACGUGGUCUUAUACGCCGACUGUCACUCGUCGAACAAAGGGCUGUUCGCAGGGCUGAUCGUACUUGCGGGGUCAUUCCUGAGUAUCAUACUUUUCUUCGUUGCUAUGACUGACAGUAAAUACAUCGAAGUCGGACUUUCUGUAAAUUCUUGUACUGAGCUGAUACUCAUAUUGUUGAUGACAGCCAGUGUCAUCCCUGCUUACCAUCAGAUCACUAAGCUGGACGUCAAUUCUAAGCAAAUAUCUCUACUCGAUGACCUUCUUCUCUUUACAUGCAUUCCAGCAUUUUUUGUGCAGACCAUACUGAGCGUUAUACCUUCGUGGAACUCCAACAAAUAUGUCAACCUGACUACCAUAAUACUUCAGAUGAUACAGGUAUUGAUUCAGACACCGUUCAUAAUCGACGGUUUGCGAAGGUGCGCCAACUCGAAAGCUCUCCGAUCCGAAAAGCCAGGACGGGAGCUGCUGACAUUCCUUAUAGUCUGUAAUGUAACGAUGUGGAUUACGGAGACGUUUGAAAUCAAAUCCCACUCUGAUCACAACGACCCGAGGUCCUCCUACUACGGAGAGUUUCUGUGGUCGACGAUAACACACCUCACGUUUCCCCUGACUAUGUUCUACAGAUUCCACUCUUCAGUCUGCAUGGUUGACAUUUGGAAAUCUGCUUAUGUUAAAGGAAAUUAACUUGUUUUUUGGAUAUUUAUAUUGAAUUAAAAAAAGUUUAUCACACUUUCCUAUUU